Messenger RNA from Paramecium octaurelia, 155 nucleotides. The record is from the annotation of a GenBank genome assembly. NCBI's taxonomy places the organism in Eukaryota, Ciliophora, Oligohymenophorea, Peniculida, Parameciidae.
AUGAAUUUAAUAGUUGAGUUUAAGGUUUGUUAUACAAUCUUAUUUAGCUAAGUGAAUUUUCAAUUCUCUCCAAACCUUUCUCAAUUGGAUUUAAUUGAGGACUAUAUGGAGGUAAAUAGAUAUGUUACAUAUUUUAGGACCUCUUUCUAAAUUGA